AUGACAGAUUUCUUAGAACAGGUUGUACAUCCGGACUUCUCAUCAGAAGAUGUGGCAAAUGUAUUUUCUAACAAACCCUUGGGCAAUACAUCUAAUGAACCCAAGGAUAUAAAUCAGGCAUUCUUUGCAAUACAAAAGCUAUAUCAAAUGCAAUUAAGGGGGUUUUGGGAACUAGCCAGUCUGAGACACUAUAUUGAACAAAAACUAGUACCCAGAGGCCUCAGACCAGAUAUUCUAUUACCUGACAAAGUCAAGACGGAGGAGCAGCUAGCAGAAUGGAAUUCCAUUCUUCUGGAAUGCUCGGCCAAAAUUAUGCAUUUCUUAAUUCAGUUGGAACAACAAAGCCUAGAGAAAACCAAUGAGGAAUUAGAUAUUGAAAUAAAGAAAAUUAGAACCUUUGACAAAGAACCAAGCUUUUCAGCCAUGGAGAACAAGCUAAGCAAAAACUUAGAGAACUUUAAAAGAAACAUCAGACAGAAAAAACACUACAAAUUUCAAAGGGACUAUAGGGACUUUCAGGAAGGCAAUGUCUUUAAAAAUAAAAAUAAAAGGAGGUUUAAUACUAAUAAAACACAUACCAAAGGUUUUUCUUCAUCAGAUGAGACCGAGUGGUCAGAAUCAGAAUCUAGACCUCGUUACCUAAAGAGGCAGAAUACCCGUGUCACUCAGCAUACACCCUCAGGGCAGACCAAAGGUAUUCUGAGAAACACAGAUAGAAAUAUAACAUUCAUGGACCCCCCAGUGGAUCCUACUGUCAUUACAAACCCAAGACAUGAAUCCACUGCAGGACCUACCCAAUCACCACUGACUUUUUUAGAUCAGGAUUGGCCGCAACCACAAAGGGAGAGACUAAGAGACAGGAACAGAUGGGGUUACAAAACACAGAAGCCCAACUUCCAAUAG
Pelobates cultripes (western spadefoot toad) is the source of this 903-nucleotide messenger RNA. Lineage: Eukaryota; Metazoa; Chordata; Amphibia; Anura; Pelobatidae. The record is from the annotation of a GenBank genome assembly.